Messenger RNA from Bicyclus anynana (squinting bush brown), 914 nucleotides. RefSeq names its product dynein light chain Tctex-type 1 (gene Dlc90F). Gene Ontology annotation, biological process: microtubule-based movement. NCBI's taxonomy places the organism in Eukaryota, Metazoa, Arthropoda, Insecta, Lepidoptera, Nymphalidae. Gene Ontology annotation, molecular function: dynein intermediate chain binding. The record is from RefSeq and is a predicted model, not a curated record. The coding region runs from base 125 to 475 and encodes 116 amino acids. The transcript is spliced from 3 exons. Gene Ontology annotation, cellular component: cytoplasmic dynein complex; cytoplasm.
AGUUGGUAACACUGUGUGUGUGUAAAAAAAAGCGUCAGCGUCAAAUUUUAUGUUUUAAAUUAUAACAAUUUCUACAAUUACAAUAAUUCACAAUAAACUACAAAGUUAAUUCAUUACAAUACAAAUGGAGGUGAAGGAGUGUAACGAUUUAGCUGAAGAAAAUCAGUUUAUUGUGGACGAUGUGAGCAAAAUUAUAAAAGAAGCGAUUGAGAACUCAAUCGGGGGAACCGCAUAUCAACAUAACAAAGUGAAUCAGUGGACUUCCGCUGUAGUGGAAUCAUGUUUAAGUCAACUGACGAAGUUGCAAAAACCUUACAAAUACAUUGUGACUUGCACGAUAAUGCAGAAGAAUGGCGCAGGCCUUCAUACAGCCUCUUCCUGUUUUUGGGACAACAACACUGACGGCUCCUGUACAGUACGUUGGGAGAACAAAACAAUGUACUGCAUCGUUUCUGUCUUCGGCCUCGGCAUAUAAUACUUACUUAAUUCUCUCAUAAUUUAUGUUGAAGUUAUUUUUAAACAUUGUCCAUGCACACUUAACAAAUUAAUAAGUUUAUAGCAUUUUAAUCACGCUUCAAGGAGUUUAGACUCUAGGAUAUCCAAUAAUGGUGGUUUCUUUUUUCAGAAAAAUUGUGAGUAAAAAAAUUAUACAGUUAUAGUAUUGUUACCUACUAUAAUGUUUUAAAAAAAUAAUUAUAUUACAAUAACAUAUAUGUAUGCUAUGAAAAAUGAAAAAUUGAUUACAAAUAAAAGGUAGACGGUUAAAAUGUGUAUUAUUAAAUUGAUAUUCAAAUUGAAAAUUCUUACUCUUUCAAUCAAAAUUAAAUAUCUAUACCUAGUAAUCAUUACUUAAUUUUAAGUAUGUAGGAUAAUUAUAUUUUCAUACACAAUAAACAUAAUAAUGAAAAACCCUG